UAUCCCUCUGGGUGGUAAUUACUCAUUAUUGUGUUGUCUUACCCAGCAUCCCAGAUGUGUAUCACGUGCACCGGAACUGCGUGUAAUGGAAACCUCAGUCCCUCGCACUGUCCGCUCGGUAAGGACUACUGCAUGAGUUCUAUCGUAGACAGCGCUGAUGGUUCUAGGAAUCAGACAAGAAGUUGUGUGACGGAGGGAGAGUGUUACAGCCGGUGGAUAGGAAACACACUGACCUCUCCAGAGUGUAUGAGUUUGAUAAUAUCCGGAAGUGGACCUAGCGGCCAGAAUCUGACAUGUGACUACUGUUGUACCCGCAGUGGUUGUAACAGUGUCCAGUUCCCGUCAGCGAACACCUUAUACCACCAGAUUUAAUGGCGUGUCUCAAACAAACACUUAAUACCUCACUUUAAUGUCUAUCUUCAUAAAUGAGAGAAAAACGUUAAUAAAAUAAUGUAC
Messenger RNA from Mizuhopecten yessoensis (Yesso scallop), 456 nucleotides. RefSeq lists its product as uncharacterized. The coding region runs from base 55 to 372 and encodes 105 amino acids. NCBI's taxonomy places the organism in Eukaryota, Metazoa, Mollusca, Bivalvia, Pectinida, Pectinidae. The record is from RefSeq and is a predicted model, not a curated record. The transcript has 2 exons.